This is a messenger RNA of Galeopterus variegatus (Sunda flying lemur), 1465 nucleotides long. Its product is annotated as transcriptional activator GLI3-like. NCBI's taxonomy places the organism in Eukaryota, Metazoa, Chordata, Mammalia, Dermoptera, Cynocephalidae. Gene Ontology annotation, biological process: regulation of transcription by RNA polymerase II; smoothened signaling pathway. The annotation marks the transcript as partial. Gene Ontology annotation, molecular function: RNA polymerase II cis-regulatory region sequence-specific DNA binding; DNA-binding transcription factor activity, RNA polymerase II-specific. The transcript has 9 exons. The record is from RefSeq and is a predicted model, not a curated record. Gene Ontology annotation, cellular component: nucleus.
AUGCUGGCCAUUGCCAUGGACAUGGUAACCCUGGUGAGCCCCGUGCUCCUGGACGAAGAGGGGAAGGAGGGCUUCCAAUGCCCAGGGGAGGGGUGCUCUGGGGCGGGUGUGGGCGUCCCCCACCUCUCCCUGCAGCAGCACCCUCCUAUCUGCUCAGAGCAACACAGUAGUUCUCAUUCUGGGGCCCUCAGCCCAGCCGCCCCAGCACUACCUGGCAACUUCCGAGAAGCCCAAGUUCUUGGGUCCCACCGCAAGCCAGCUGGGAAGAAAUCACAGGAUCCUCCUCAUCUUUUUCCUGCCUUCCAUCCUCCUGUACCAAUUGAUGCAAGACAUCAUGAAGGCCGCUACCAUUACGACCCGUCUCCCAUCCCUCCGCUGCACGUGCCUUCUGCCUUGUCUAGUAGCCCGACGUAUUCAGACCUGCCCUUCAUUCGGAUCUCCCCGCACCGGAACCCUGCUGCAGCAUCCGAGUCUCCCUUCAGCCCUCCGCAUCCCUACAUUAACCCUUACAUGGACUACAUCCGGUCUCUGCAUAGCAGCCCAUCCCUCUCCAUGAUCUCAGCAGCCCGGGGGCUGAGCCCUACAGAUGCUCCCCAUGCUGGAGUCAGCCCAGCGGAAUACUACCAUCAGAUGGCUCUGUUAACUGGCCAGCGCAGCCCCUAUGCAGACAUCCUCCCCUCGGCUGCCACCGCCGGUGCUGGGGCCAUCCACAUGGAAUAUCUUCAUGCCAUGGACAGCACCAGAUUUCCCAGCCCCAGGCUGUCAGCCAGGCCGAGCCGAAAACGUACACUGUCCAUAUCACCACUGUCCGAUCAUAGCUUUGACCUUCAGACCAUGAUAAGGACGUCUCCCAACUCCUUGGUCACAAUUCUCAAUAAUUCCCGUAGCAGCUCUUCAGCAAGUGGCUCCUAUGGCCACUUAUCUGCAAGUGCAAUCAGCCCUGCCUUGAGCUUCACCUACCCUUCUGCGCCCGUCUCCCUCCACAUGCAUCAACAGAUCUUAAGCCGCCAGCAAAGCUUAGGCUCUGCCUUUGGACAUAGCCCUCCACUCAUCCACCCUGCCCCAACUUUUCCAACACAGAGGCCUAUUCCAGGGAUCCCUGCAGUUCUGAACCCCGUCCAGGUCAGCUCCGGCCCUUCCGAGUCCUCACAGCAGAACAAGCCCACAAGUGAAUCUGCGGUGAGCAGCACGGGUGACCCAAUGCACAACAAGAGGUCCAAGAUCAAACCUGACGAAGACCUGCCCAGCCCGGGGGCCCGGGGGCAACAGGAGCAGCCGGAAGGAACAACCCUAGUCAAGGAGGAAGGGGACAAAGACGAAAGCAAACAGGAGCCCGAAGUCGUCUAUGAGACCAACUGCCACUGGGAAGGCUGCACCAGGGAGUUCGACACCCAGGAGCAGCUUGUGCACGUAAGUGAGGGCGCUGUAGGCUGGGCUCUGCAGCGCUGCGACCCUUGCCACGGAG